This is a messenger RNA of Phytomonas sp. Hart1, 719 nucleotides long. The record is from the annotation of a GenBank genome assembly. Lineage: Eukaryota; Euglenozoa; Kinetoplastea; Trypanosomatida; Trypanosomatidae.
UAUAUUGAUUUUUGUGUGCCACAAAUCGGUCUAAACAAUCUGCAAUAACACUUGCAAGAAACGCUAUUAGUAACUUAUUAUUAUUAUUAUUAUUAUUAUUAUUAUUAUUAUUAUAUAUACAUAUAUUUUAAUGACAGAAAUCGUUUUUUCCAGUAAGCCCAUUCUUUCCAAGAUCUUUCCGAAGCUUUCAUAUUCCAUCCGUCUCUUUCAUACACCUUUGCAACUCACUGCUUCGGGUCGAUGUUAUCAUGUUCUAUCUGAGUUUACUCAUGGAGGGCUUUUGACUUUGGGACUGAAAACAACCCUUUCUACGACACGACGCUUCCACACAAACAAUGGUGAUAUCACGUCAAUCACACAACACCCAGAAUAUAUUUCACACCUUAACGAGCUUAACGAAUGCUUUGAAGAGGCAAGAGAGCUCAUUAAAGACUCGUUUGACAGCGCUGGCACAGUCUAUUUUACCGAAGAUCUUAACGAUGCUAAGGAACAGACUACUAAAACGCUUCAAAAAUUGAAGGAACUUGAACAGUGGAUUGAAAAACAUGGUGGGAUAACAGCGUUAGAGAAGUUUCGAAGGGAGACAUCACUUAAAAUGAGUCAAUUAGAAGAGGAAUUAGAUGUUGCUACGUGCAAAGGUCAAAGUUAAAGGUGUUGAAUUUUUUUCAUCAAUAUGGCCACAAUCAAUAACUUGUGAGAUUAUAACUACUCACUCUUUU